AACAUCCUAAAUUGGACGGACGGGGUGUGGCCUAGCCCCAGUUGAAAGGAGGGGCGUGGCUCGAAGGCUUGUCGGGGCGUGGUCUCGCCCUACUUGAGCGGGAGGGGCGUGGCCCAGGGCGGCGCGCGGCGGCUCUGAGCCUGCGCGCGCUGGAGUCAGGGGUCACAGCGACGUAGGCUGUGGCGGGAAACGCUGUUUGAAGCGGGAUGGAUGGCAAGCGGCGGCCGGGCCCGGGCCCUGGGGUGCCCCCCAAGCGGGCCCGUGGGGGCCUCUGGGAUGAGGAUGAGCCGUCUCAGCCCUCCCAGUUCGAGGAGGAGCUGGCGCUGAUGGAGGAGAUGGAGGCAGAGCACAGGCUGCAGGAACAGGAGGAGGAGUUGCUGCAGCCGGCCCUGGAGGGAGCCGCGGACGGGCAGUUCUCCCCAACGGCCAUAGAUGCCCGCUGGCUUCGCCCCUCCCCGCCCUCCCUGGAUCCCCAGACGGAGCCCCUCAUCUUCCAGCAGUUGGAGAUCGACCAUUACGUGGGCCUGGCGCAGCCCCUGCCUGGAGCAGCCCCGCCACCCCCCGGCCCCGUCCCUGUCCUCCGUGCCUUCGGAGUCACUGAUGAGGGCGUGUCCGUCUGCUGCCACAUCCACGGCUUUGCUCCCUACUUCUACACCCCGGCGCCCCCUGGUUUUGGGCGCGAGCACCUGGGCGACCUGCAGCGGGAGCUGAAUGCCGCCAUCAGCAGGGACCAGCGCGGAGGGAAGGAGCUCGCGGGGCCGGCCGUGCUAUCUGUGGAGCUGUGCUCCCGGGAGAGCAUGUUCGGGUACCAUGGGCACGGCCCCUCCCCGUUUCUGCGCAUCACCCUGGCGCUGCCGCGCCUCCUGGCCCCCGCCCGCCGCCUCCUGGAGCAGGGCAUCCGUGUGCCGGGCCUGGGCACCCCCAGCUUCGCGCCCUACGAGACCAAUGUGGACUUUGAGAUCCGGUUCAUGGUGGACACGGACAUCGUCGGCUGCAACUGGUUGGAACUCCCAGCGGGGAAAUACCUCCUGAGGCUGGAGGGGAAGGCCACGCAUUGUCAGCUGGAGGCGGACGUGCAGUGGUCUGACGUGGUCAGUCACCCGCCAGAAGGGGAGUGGCAGCGAAUUGCGCCCCUGCGCGUGCUCAGCUUUGACAUCGAGUGUGCUGGCCGCAAAGGCAUUUUCCCGGAGCCUGAGCGGGACCCCGUGAUCCAGAUCUGCUCACUGGGCCUGCGCUGGGGUGAGCCGGAGCCCUUCCUACGCCUGGCGCUCACCCUGCGGCCCUGCGCCCCUAUCCUGGGCGCCAAAGUGCAGAGCUACGAGCGGGAGGAGGAGCUGUUGCAGGCGUGGUCGACCUUCAUUCGCAUCAUGGAUCCCGAUGUGAUCACCGGCUACAACAUCCAGAACUUUGACCUUCCAUACCUCAUCUCCCGGGCCCAGACCCUCAAGGUGGAGUCGUUCCCCUUCCUGGGCCGCGUGUCUGGCCUCCGCUCCACCAUCCGGGACUCGUCCUUCCAGUCCAAGCAGACCGGCCGGCGGGACAGCAAGGUGGUCAGCAUGGUGGGCCGCGUGCAGAUGGACAUGCUGCAGGUGUUACUGCGAGAGUAUAAGCUCCGCUCCUACACGCUCAACGCCGUGAGCUUCCACUUCCUGGGCGAGCAGAAAGAGGACGUCCAGCACAGCAUCAUCACCGACCUGCAGAACGGGAACGACCAGACACGCCGCCGCCUGGCCGUGUACUGCCUCAAGGACGCCUUCCUGCCCCUGCGGCUGCUGGAGCGGCUCAUGGUGCUGGUGAACGCCAUGGAGAUGGCGCGCGUCACCGGCGUGCCCCUUGGCUAUCUGCUCACCCGCGGCCAGCAGGUCAAGGUCGUGUCCCAGCUGCUGCGGCAGGCCAUGCGCGAGGGGCUGCUGAUGCCCGUGGUAAAGACAGAAGGUGUCGAGGACUACACGGGAGCCACAGUCAUCGAGCCCCUCAAAGGGUAUGACCCCGUGUCUGGGUGGGGGUGGCUCGGGGCUUCCGGCCCUGACUCCUCCCCUCCCCCCCUGCCCCCCCUGCCCCCCAGGUACUACGAUGUCCCCAUCGCCACACUAGACUUCUCUUCUCUGUACCCGUCCAUCAUGAUGGCCCACAACCUGUGCUACACCACACUCCUGCGGCCCGGGGCCGCCCAAAAACUGGGCCUGACAGAGGAUCAGUUCAUCAAGACGCCCACAGGGGAUGAGUUUGUGAAGACGUCAGUGCGGAAGGGCCUCCUGCCCCAGAUCCUGGAGAACCUUCUCAGCGCCCGGAAGAGGGCCAAGGCUGAGCUGGCCAAAGAGACAGACCCCCUGCGUCGGCAGGUGUUGGAUGGGCGGCAGCUGGCGCUCAAAGUGAGCGCCAACUCUGUAUACGGCUUCACUGGUGCCCAGGUGGGCAAGCUGCCGUGCUUGGAGAUCUCACAGAGCGUUACCGGCUUUGGGCGCCAGAUGAUUGAGAAAACAAAGCAAUUGGUGGAGUCCAAAUACACGGUGGAGAAUGGCUAUGACACCAAUGCCAAGGUGGUGUAUGGUGACACUGACUCAGUCAUGUGCCGAUUUGGUGUCUCUUCUGUGGCCGAGGCAAUGGCCCUGGGGCGGGAGGCUGCGGACUGGGUGUCAGGCCACUUCCCCCCGCCUAUCCGGCUCGAGUUUGAAAAGGUCUACUUUCCCUACCUGCUCAUCAGCAAGAAGCGGUAUGCUGGCCUGCUUUUCUCCUCCCGGCCGGACGCUCACGACCGCAUGGACUGCAAGGGUCUGGAGGCUGUGCGUCGGGACAACUGCCCCCUCGUGGCCAACCUUGUCACCGCCUCCCUGCGCCGCCUGCUCAUCGACCGAGACCCCGCGGGUGCCGUGGCCCACGCACAGGACGUCAUCUCAGACCUGCUGUGUAACCGCGUUGACAUCUCCCAGCUCGUCAUCACCAAGGAGCUGACCCGCGCGGCCUCUGACUACGCCGGCAAGCAGGCCCACGUGGAACUGGCCGAGAGGAUGAGGAAGCGGGACCCCGGGAGCGCGCCCAGCUUGGGCGACCGUGUCCCCUACGUGAUCAUCGGCGCUGCCAAGGGCGUGGCUGCCUACAUGAAGUCCGAGGACCCCCUCUUUGUGCUGGAGCACAGCCUGCCCAUCGACACGCAGUACUACCUGGAACAGCAGCUCGCCAAGCCCCUCCUGCGCAUCUUCGAGCCCAUCCUGGGCGAGGGCCGCGCCGAGGCUGUGCUGCUGAGGGGUGACCACACGCGCUGCAAGACGGUGCUCACGGGCAAGGUGGGCGGCCUUCUGGCCUUUGCCAAACGCCACAGCUGCUGCAUCGGCUGCCGCACUGUCCUCGGUCACCAGGGGGCCGUGUGCAAGUUCUGCCAGCCUCGGGAGUCGGAGCUGUAUCAGAAGGAGGUGUCGCACCUGAAUGCCCUGGAGGAGCGCUUCUCGCGCCUGUGGACACAGUGCCAGCGCUGUCAGGGCAGCCUGCAUGAGGAUGUCAUCUGCACCAGCCGGGACUGCCCCAUCUUCUACAUGCGCAAGAAGGUGCGCAAGGACCUGGAGGACCAGGAGCAGCUUCUGAGACGCUUUGGCCCUCCUGGCCCUGAGGCUUGGUGACCUCUGACCUCGGCAGGCUUCCCACCAGGGCCUUGGGGGGCCGGAUUGGUGCAAAGUUAAUAAAGUUCAGGCCUCUUGUUUC
Molecule: messenger RNA, 3696 nt
Organism: Panthera uncia (snow leopard)
Lineage: Eukaryota; Metazoa; Chordata; Mammalia; Carnivora; Felidae
Gene: POLD1
Product: DNA polymerase delta 1, catalytic subunit
Exons: 26
Coding region: 207-3614 (1135 amino acids)
Biological process (GO): nucleotide-excision repair, DNA gap filling; DNA replication proofreading; base-excision repair, gap-filling
Cellular component (GO): delta DNA polymerase complex
Molecular function (GO): 3'-5'-DNA exonuclease activity; DNA binding; nucleotide binding
Source: RefSeq, a predicted model, not a curated record